ACGCGGUUAACGCAACCCUUUGAUGGUGGGAUUCUACUGUCGUUUUUAAUUGUUUUGUUAGUUAAAUACAAAUUGUACUGGUAAAAGAAAAGUACGCGUCUUCUCCAUCACCCUUUCCAGGGUCUAGAGUUCAUCAGGAAAUUGGGAGUUUUAAGGUGAAAGAUGACGCAGUUUUUGCCCCCGAAUCUGCUGGCCUUGUUUGCGCCGCGGGACCCCAUCCCAUUUCUGCCGCAGUUGGAGAAGCUUCCCCAUGAAAAACAUCACAAUCAACCAUACUGUGGUAUUGCACCGUUCAUCAGGCACUUCGAGGACCCUAGAGAUGCUCCUCCACCAACUAGGGCAGAAACACGUGACGAAAGAUUGGAGAGAAAGAGAAGAGAGAAGAUUGAAAGGAGACAGACGGUGGUGGAGACGGAGCUCAAGCUUUGGGAUCCCCACAAUGACCCCAAUGCACAAGGGGAUGCUUUCAAGACAUUGUUUGUUGCAAGGGUGAACUAUGAUACAACAGAGUCCAAGCUUCGGCGCGAGUUUGAGGUUUAUGGACCAAUCAAACGGAUCUACAUAGUGUAUAACAAGAGGACGGGGAAGCCACGAGGCUACGCAUUCAUCGAAUAUGAACACGAACGCGACAUGCACUCUGCCUACAAGCAUGCAGAUGGGAAGAAAAUUGACGGCAGAAGAGUGCUUGUGGACGUGGAGCGAGGGCGCACUGUCAAAGGAUGGCAUCCCCGCAGGCUAGGUGGUGGACUUGGUGGCACCAGGAGAGGUGGAGCAGAUGUAAACAUCAAGCAUUCAGGCCGAGAUGAUGCAUCGCGCUAUGAUGACCGGGCUAUUGGAGGGGAUCGUGAAAGGGACCGGGGAGAAAGGAGAGAGCGCAGCCGUGAGCGUGACAGGGAUAAGGAUCGCGAGCGACGGAGGUCCCGUUCUCGUGAGCGUCGCCGCCGCACCCGGUCCAGGGAGAGGGAAAGGGGGUCUGCCAUGGCUGUGGGGGUACCCGGGGAGGAGAACAGUGGGGGCAGUAGACGUCGAGACCGUGAGAGAGAGCGUGGUGCUGCUGGAGGGCCCGACAGCCGCAGUAGGGAGAGAAGCCGUGAUAGAGACAGGAAGAGACGCAGCCGAAGUCGUGAGCGGAAGAGAGAGAGGGAGAGGGGUAAGGGUUUGGAGGGAGAUGAGAGCAGCAUGGGCCUAGGAGAUGGCACAAUUGGAGAGGGAGGUGACCGAAUGCCAGAGGAGCAUGAAGUUGAGGAGGGGGCUGAGGGGUUUGAAGAGCGCACUAGGGACAAAGACAGGGAGAGAGAUCGUGACCGCAGACGAAGCCAUAGGGAUAAGGACCGCGACAGAGACAGAGAAAGGCGUAGAGGAGACAGGGAUAGAGACAGGGAGCACAAGAGAGAUCGUGGGGACAGGGAGAGGGGUGGAGGGGAUCGUAGGGAUGAAAGACAUGGCUCCAUGCUCUCGCGAGAUGACAUGGGCCCCUCGAGUGACAUGGGCAAUGGAGACGAGGGAGAUGCACCGCCACCAAUGGAAGAAUACAGCCAGGAUGGCAUGAUGAUGGACCAGGAGUCAGUGCAGUCUGGUGAAGGAUAUGGCUCCAAUGAGAAUGGCUACAAGUUGGAGAUGCAAGGAGAAGAAUACUGAGAAGCCUUUUUUUUCUUCCUUCCACACAGACUUUCAUAAUUCAUACAAGACUUCUUUUUUUUUAAGUUGUGUGAUUCUGAAGAAUGAUGUAAUAAUUUAGAAAAACGUUACUCUGACUGUCACAUGACGGUUAAGGCAUAGGAACCAUAAGUCAUAGCUGGAUCUCCUUAACACCAAAACCAGACCUACAUCCAUCCUUCACAAAUUCUCAGUGUAAUUUUGCUCGUUUUCACAAAGGACUGACUGAACUCCAUCAAGGAGGCGGCAAUGCUUUUGCUUGACUUACUUGUGCCACAAAAUGUUCAUAGUGUAUUUUAGAAUUAAAGCUUGGUAUAACUUUUAUGUUUCCCCCCAUUUCGAUGAUUUGACUAAGCAGAAUUGUAAUGCAUUGAGGGCUCUUCACUUUUUUCCUCAUGAAUUGCAUAUUGAUGGUAGUUAAAUUUGUUUGGUCAUUUUGGAAUUCCAUGUGUCAUUUAAUUUUAUUUCUGUUCCCAAACCAGAGGAAGCCUUUUUAAAUCGCCCUUUUCUUCAGUUAGACUUAUCAGAAAGUUGUAUGUAAAAUUGAUGGGAAUCUAGUUCUGCAUGAUCAUGAGUAGACUGGUUAGAUUUUCAAUACGUCAACUAAAUCGAGGACCUCUUUUGUUUGAACAGCUUCGUUCUGUUUAGCAUCUUUUGUUUAUUGGAAUAAAAACAAUUUUUACCAUU
Molecule: messenger RNA, 2343 nt
Organism: Lampris incognitus (smalleye Pacific opah)
Lineage: Eukaryota; Metazoa; Chordata; Actinopteri; Lampriformes; Lampridae
Gene: snrnp70
Product: small nuclear ribonucleoprotein 70 (U1)
Exons: 10
Coding region: 163-1638 (491 amino acids)
Biological process (GO): mRNA splicing, via spliceosome
Cellular component (GO): precatalytic spliceosome; U1 snRNP; U2-type prespliceosome
Molecular function (GO): mRNA binding; U1 snRNA binding
Source: RefSeq, a predicted model, not a curated record